UUUAGAGUCGAAUUUAAGUUUUCUAUUUUUAAAAAUAGUACUAACUUUUAACAAUAACCUAGCAUUAGUGCAUAAAUAAAUAAGUUUUAGUUAUCUGUGAAUAAAUCUUUUUGAUUUCUUGCUUUUCUUCGAAGAGAUAAAAUGGCCUGCGUCGAUUUAUCAUUAUCAGCUAAUGCUGAUUCGGAAAUGGAAGAAGGGGAAAUAGUGGAUGAAGUUAAUUAUCUCUCUGAUAUAUCAUCUGAUGAAGAAUUUCUGUUAAGACAGAGGUUGAAGGUUUUAGAAAAUUAUAAUAAUGCCUUGGAGCGUAAGGAAGCGAAGAGGACAUCAAUCGGGUCAGGUAAGGAACAUGGAAACAAAGACCCACUGUAUGGACUCUCUGACAUCUCUGCUAAUGAUGUAGAUGAUGACUUUCUUAAAACAAAAUUCGUAAUCACUAAAGAAAAAAAACAUCACAGACCAAAGCGACUGAAACAAACUGAUAAGAAUAAAGAACACCGAAAGAAACUUAACCGAAACAAAAAGAAAGUGGAUAUAAGUAGCGAUAGUGAAGCUAGUGAAUUUCCUGAUGAUGAUUAUAAAAAUAAGAGACGUAAACUAGCUGAUGCAGUUUCCUUGAAUAUUGUUAAGAAUGACACAUCAACAUUAAAAGACAGAUUAUCUAAGAUGUUAUGCAUAUCAAAAGUUGGAAAUAAUAAUAAAGUAGUUCCAUUAGCAAUACCUGAAUGUAAAUUUGACCCUCAAGUUAAAAAAAUAAAUAAUGACUUCAGCGAAGCAAUACUAAAUUCGAACUCUGCAGACAAUCUAACUAAUUCGUGCAUAGGUGAUGGCGAAGGCGAUUCAAAGACAAUUCAAAUUCACGAUAGUCCGAAAGAGAAUGUGGAUACAAUUUCUAUUGAUAAAAAAGAAGAAAACAGCGUUGAAAAUUCAGAUGAAGACUUGGAAUUGCUUCGACAACAUGCACUUAAAACAAAAUCUGUUAAAACAAGAUCUGUAAAAACAAAAAAUGACCAAAAAGUAAUGAAUGAUAAAUCUGAACAUAAGACUGAUAUUUUAUCCGAAGACGAAGAUAGUGAUACGGCGGAGUUGAGAAUGAUUUGUCUAAAGUCAACGUUAUUAAAACAAGCUAUUGAAGCGAAACAGAAAAAAAAAUUACAAAAAAGACUUUCACAUACGGCCAAUAUGAAUGAAUUUGAUAUUUGCGAACCGGAAAAUGAUUUACACGUUGAUAAUAAUACUGAUAUAGAAUCUGUAGACAUGGACAUUGGUUCUGAUGGCGAAGAUAAAGGCAAAGAAUUAAUAAGUGUCUGUUCAUUAAAUCGUCCUAGAAUAAAUAGUAAUGAAGUAAAAAAUAUGACUAACAAUUUAAGAAAAGAAGACGAAUUAGAAGAGGACGAAGACUUAUUACGAGCCAAAUUAUUAACUUCAUUAAGUAAAAAUCUGCCAAAUUUAGUAGACCUAAAUGUUUUGAAUUCUGCUCUUGGUAAAGAAUCAACAAAAGUUGAGAAGAGAAAAAGUCCCUGCCAACCCAGUGCGGGUGUUGAAGAAAAGAAAUUUAUAAUUCAGCUCGGAGAAUCUGAUUCGGAAGGUGAACACGAAGCAACAAAAAAUUUAACAAAAAUGCAUAUUAAAUUAUCCGAACAAGCAGAGUUUCAACAGAAAUUAGAUCAAUUUUUAAAAACAACUAGAUUAGAGGUUGAAAAGACAAAGUUACCAGAUGUUGUACAGGAGCCUGUGCAAAAACCUCAAGAGAAGAUCAUUGUGAAGACUAUGAACCAUUUACCGAAAUCGGAACAAAUAGAAUAUAAAAACUUAGUAAAAAGAAUGGCUGAGCUGGAGAAAAUAAAACAAGCAAGGCAAAGUUUAAUUAACGUAAAUAAUAUUGCGGCUAAAGAUACUCUUAAGCCUAGAAAUUUCUCAAUGGCAACAUAUAAAAUAGCUUCUGCUAAAAAAGUAGAAGAAAAGAUUGCUUUGUCGAGAAAAAGGAUAGCAGAAGAAUCGGCAAGAAUGUUGAAAUUGAAAGAAGAGGCAACAAAAUUAUCUCAGCGUUAUAAAAUUGUUGCCACAGAGUUAAAAAAUAUUGCGACCGCAAUAACUAUUAAUAAAAAACAACAAAAAAAUGUACAGCAUGGCUUAACCAAAAUUAGACAUCAACAUCAGAUGCUUUUGAAGAGUUCGCCAACUAAACAUUCCAAUCAGAAUUUAACUUUAGGUCGGUCAAUUCAAAACGCACAGCCGACUGUUAAGUUACAAAAAGAAAAUGAACCUCUGGAUGAGGAACAAAAACAAUGUGGCAUUCUCACGUCUGUUAAAGUGACUGUUCCCAACGAUCUCAAAAAGGAUGCCGCACCUGCUAGUCCUAGACCUGUUCAAGUAGAAACAUCGAAUAAUAAAAAAAAUAUGAAGUUGCCAAAAAGUCCAAAUAAAGAUAGAAUAGUCGAGUUAAAGAAACACAGUCAAAAUAAAAAUUGUGAUGAAGAAAUUGUAAAAGAAACGAUUUUGAUUAACACUCUAGAUAAAAAUACAGACGGUGAUCGAGAUUUAACAGAAUCGGAGAGUUAUACUCGCAUAAUACAACCAGACUUAGACGAUUAUAAAUCACCGUUGGAAGCAUUACAAUGUAAAAAGUGUAUUAAAAAAACGAGAGUAAAUAAACAUUCAAAGUAUCGUUUCCGCAACUGAAUAUAAUGUGGAUGGCCAUAUGCUUACGAACAUCGCCCGUCUGCGUUGCGAUGUAAGUAUGCAUCAAAACUGUCCACGGUUUACAUUAAACUAUCAUAAUUUUUCUAAAAUGAUAACUUUUCAGCUGGGAGGAGGAUCCGAAUGCCGUCCUGUGCCCUUUCGAAUUUGGCGGCAGUUGCAGAGACCCUGAUUGCAAAUACCUUCAUCCCAAAAUUCCCAAACAAGAAUGACACACACACGUACACGUACGCACACACUACCCUACAUACAGAUAUACGUAAACAACACAACUCAUAAUAAUUCUAUUACCUUUACUACAUACUUUUCGUAACAUCCCCGAGUGCCUAUGGAUGCCAUUAUGUGUAAAGUAUUUAUGUAGAUCUCUUUCUUCUUUCAUGCAUGCAAAAAUCUAUUAUUAUUAUUUUAUUUAUUUUGAAUAUAUUUUUCAAUUUUUUUUUUAAUUUGUUUAUGUCAUUCUAAUGCAGGCAAAAUAUUAUUUAAUAUUUUUUAAGGUUAUAGUGUGUGGGUGUGUUGAUUGUUGGGCAAAAUUGUUUCUCGUAAACUUACACUAAGGAUAAUAUGGGUUUAGAAUAUAAAUGUAUUUUUAAUAUUGAAUGUAAUUAUUGAGAAAGAUUAAGUUAUUGAUGUUUAUCUAUGCAAUUCUAGUUGCCGUUGAAGAUGGUGGCCUCGGCGUCGGAGUGGUAAGUUACGAACCUUUAAAAUAGUGAUAAUGUAGUGGUUUUCAAAGCAUCGACGGUGGUAUUAGAGCGACUGAUCCAGCGCUUACGGUAAACUGUCGUGGACAAUUUACGUUAUAAACGUGUUUUUUAUUUGCUUUAAUAAAUUAAUUGUACAUAGUGUAAAAUAAAGAAAAUAUAUAAUAAAAUAUAUAAGUUAUU
Nymphalis io (European peacock) is the source of this 3578-nucleotide messenger RNA. RefSeq lists its product as uncharacterized. The transcript has 6 exons. The record is from RefSeq and is a predicted model, not a curated record. Gene Ontology annotation, molecular function: metal ion binding. NCBI's taxonomy places the organism in Eukaryota, Metazoa, Arthropoda, Insecta, Lepidoptera, Nymphalidae. The coding region runs from base 142 to 2679 and encodes 845 amino acids.